AUGCCAAUAGAAGUGCUGACGUCAGCAACUAUAUCGCUUAUUUCCGCCUAUCAAAUCAUUCCGGAUCCAUUUGUGUUAAUUAAAGAACUAAUCGAGAAUAGUAUUGAUUCAGGAGCAAAAACCAUUAAAGUGGCUAUUCAUGGCGAUCUGGACAGCUUAGUAUUUAGUGUACAAGAUAACGGACAAGGCAUUGAUAUCAACCGUAACUUCUUGGUGGCUGGUGGUACUUCUAAACUAGAAGGAGAUACUUAUGGUUGUAAGGGCAUUGCAUUGCACUCCCUUAUUCAGAUUGCUGAUCUUAGCAUUAACUCUCGGUUGGCUACUAGUCCUACCUCAAUCGAAAUCAAAACCAAACAUGGCCAAAUUGAACAAAAACAAUCAUAUCGGCCUGAAGUUGGCACCACUAUUAAAGUAUCUAACUUUCUCAAACAGUCACCAGUUCGGCAUGCUUAUAUCGCCAAAAACCUACAGACAUAUAUCAAAAGUCUGGUGCAUGUGGUUAAAAAGUACGUGGUGGUACAUCAGGUUAAAAUCACCUUAGAAAGAAACAAUCGAGUCUUAUUUGUUUGUAAUAACCCAGAUCCUACUUCUUUUAUCAAGCGAGUUGCAGCUGUAUCUGAUAUUACUGAGGGAUAUGGACUUUUCCAAGUCUCGUGGCCAGAAUUUCUUAUGGAAGGUCUUCUAGUGCCAGGCCCACUAGGGGCAGAGGGUAUAAUUCAUUCACAGGGCAAGAUUCUUGAAAGUGCUAAAGUACAACUACCUUUGGCCGCACUCAGUAAACAUCUGCAACAAAGGAUUGUUUACCACCUACAACUGCAUUUACAGCACCCAGAUGCAAUCAAUCCGCAUUUAAAUAUCGGGACUAGAAGCAGCAAGCACCACCGGCUCAUCUACAAAGAGCCCUAUAUCAUCAAAUUACUUGAAGAUAUCAAAAACCAUCCAGCCAUUCAAACUUAUCUUCUUUCAUCGCACAAAUCAAAACCCAUCAAGACUUUCUUCCCUACUCCCGACCAACCAAACUAUACAUUUGUUAUCCAGACCGAUCCAUCCCCUACCAACCCCAGUACCUCCCCAUCUUGCAGUUCACCAUCUCAACCAUUAACUUCCAAUACCAAUACCAAUCUCAGCACUAAUACCAAUACCAAGACCAAUCCCAAUCCCAAUCCCAACCCCAGUCCUAAUCCUAAUACCAAUACCAACACCAAUCUCCAUACCAAUCCAAUCCCAACCCAAGACUUCAAUCUAACCCCGCUCCCCUCUCAACUAAACUCAAUGCCUACCCAAACCACUACCUUUCAACCGACUAAUCCCAUACUAACCCAAGACAUAUUUGACGCCCAACCAGUAGCCUAUACCAUUGAUAGCCAGGAAAACUUCUCAACUACCAACUACCAAGAAGGACUUGUACUGCAAAAAGACGAUUUGGCCCAUUUAAACCUAGUAGGCCAAUUCAAUAACGGGUUCAUCAUUGUUACUCUAAAGAAGAACGACAAAACCCAUUUAUACGCUAUUGACCAACAUUCAGCCGACGAAGCUGUUAAGUACGAACGCCUUAAAACCACCUACACCCACCCCAAGCAGAAUCUAGUUAAAGAAAUCCCGCUUUCCUUGACUGAUUACGAGAAGUACCUUAUUGAAGAGCACCAAGAUACCCUUGCCCAGAAUGGAUUUGUCUUCUCAUCAGACAAAACCGCUCUUAUUCAGGUUCCCAUGUACAGUACUACCGUCUUUGGCGAAGCCGAGCUCAAAGAAACCCUUGAUAUUCUGCGUGAUACGCCCAAAACCAAAGUCAUCUUCACAUCCUUAAGAAAGAUCUUCGCCAGCAAAGCCUGUCGCACGAGCAUUAUGAUUGGUGAUUCCCUUACCAGGCAACAAAUGCAAACCAUCAUCCAAAAUCUUGCCCAUACAACUCGACCCUGGAACUGUCCCCACGGCCGGCCAACCAUCGUCCUUCUCCAAACAACCCCCCAAAAGCCCACUACAUCAGUACCCAGUCCCUCUACACCAAUAACUCCAGCAUAA
Nematocida homosporus is the source of this 2022-nucleotide messenger RNA. RefSeq names its product DNA mismatch repair protein PMS2. The record is from RefSeq and is a predicted model, not a curated record. Gene Ontology annotation, molecular function: ATP hydrolysis activity; ATP binding; ATP-dependent DNA damage sensor activity. The coding region runs from base 1 to 2022 and encodes 673 amino acids. Gene Ontology annotation, cellular component: MutLalpha complex. NCBI's taxonomy places the organism in Eukaryota, Fungi, Microsporidia. The transcript has a single exon. Gene Ontology annotation, biological process: mismatch repair.